AUGGGAAAAGUCCUCCGGAUAGCAAACCAUAUUAACUCACAAAAUUAUGCUUUCUUUUUGUUUAGGAACAAGCCUGAAGCCGUAGAGGUUACGUUUGCAGACUUUGAUGGUGUGCUUUACCACAUCUCCAACCCCAGUGGAGACAAAACUAAAGUAAUGGUCAGCAUCUCUCUCAAGUUCUUCAAGGAGCUUCAGGAGCACGGCGCCGAUGAGCAGGACAGACUGAUGCCUGUGUUUCUCUGUGUUCAGGAGUUUAAGGAGGGCAGGAGGGCCAGUCACACGGCUCCUCAGGUGCUGUUCAGUCACAGAGAACCUCCUCUGGAGCUAAAGGACACUGACGCAACAGUGGGAGACAACAUCGGCUACAUCACUUUUGUGCUGUUUCCUCGACACACCAACGCCAACACCAGAGACAACACCAUCAACCUCAUCCACACCUUCCGGGACUAUCUGCACUACCACAUAAAGUGCUCCAAGGCUUACAUCCACACUCGCAUGAGGGCCAAGACCUCGGACUUCCUGAAGGUACUCAACCGAGCUCGCCCGGACGCUGAGAAGAAAGAGAUGAAAACUAUUUCGGGCAAGACCUUCUCCCGUUAAGGACAUGAUGUGCAAUCACGAGACCAGCAUCUGUGGACUCCAUCGUACACCUCUGGCCAGUGAUGUCGAUCCUCCACCUGUAAAUUGCACCUCAACAGGGAGACGAAUAUAUUUCUCGCUUUGCAUUUAUAGGAUAAAUGUUAUUUGUAUGUCGGAUAAACGUUUAUUUGAUGCGCUCUUAUGUUUCAUUGCGUAGCUCUGUUGUCUGACAGUGUUUUAUUGACCUUAGUCAUGCAGUAUUUUCCCUUUCCUCUUGCCUUCUUUGUUUGCGCCAAAUGCAUCAAUAUUGGACAUCCCGAAUCGGUCAUGAAUAAACCCGUCUUCUAUAUAA
Molecule: messenger RNA, 931 nt
Organism: Sinocyclocheilus anshuiensis
Lineage: Eukaryota; Metazoa; Chordata; Actinopteri; Cypriniformes; Cyprinidae
Product: actin-related protein 2/3 complex subunit 2-like
Exons: 6
Coding region: 1-600 (199 amino acids)
Biological process (GO): actin filament polymerization; Arp2/3 complex-mediated actin nucleation
Cellular component (GO): Arp2/3 protein complex; actin cytoskeleton
Molecular function (GO): actin filament binding; structural constituent of cytoskeleton
Source: RefSeq, a predicted model, not a curated record